AUGAAAGCAAUCAUUCCACUCAGCCUGGCCACCCUUGCCGCCGCAUUGCCUGGCAAUAUCCAACCAAGACAGGCAAAGGCACCGGUAUUCAACAUCGAUGGAAAAUCCCAAUACUUUGCCGGCACCAACACCUGGUGGAUGAGUCACCUCACAUCAGACGCCGAUGUCGAACAAGCCAUGUUUCAGAUUGCCAAGAGCGGGCUGAAAGUCACGCGCGUCUGGGCCUUCGGAAACACCAACACUGGCACUGAUCAGCCUGUGUACUUUCAGUUCCUCGACACGGCUAAGAAGACCAUCACUAUCAACAAGGGCACCAACGGCAUUGCCCGUCUCGACGCUGCUGUCGCCGCCGCGGAGAAGCACAACAUUCAGCUCGUACUUCCGAUGCUGAAUAACUGGGAUGACCUGGGUGGUAUCAACAUCUACUGCGCUUACUUUGGAUGCACCCACGAGACCUUCUGGACUCAUGCCGAUGCCCAAGAAGCCUAUAAAGAUUAUGUCUCUUUCAUCGUUAAUCGAUACAAGGAUUCACCAGCCAUCUUUUCCUGGCAGCUCUGCAAUGAACCUCGCUGCCAGAACUGCGACACCAGUGUGAUUACCAAAUGGGCCACAGAGAUAUCCAGCUUCAUCAAAUCCCUAGACUCAAAGCAUCGUGUAUCGCUGGGCGAUGAAGGUUGGCUCUGCUCUGAUGAUAGCAGUCUUGGUUACGCAUACUCUUGCUCCGAGGGUAUCGAUUUCGAAGCUAAUCUGAAGAUCUCUACACUUGACUAUGGGACGGUACAUAUGUAUCCCAUCGGUUGGGGGUACAAUUAUCCCUGGGGAAAUCAGUGGAUUCGUGACCACGCAGCACUGGCAAGCAAGUAUGGCAAACCUAUUGUCAUGGAAGAAUAUGGCGUUGAGAGCACAACCUCGAAUCGCACUGCUGUGCUUAAGGAGUACCAAGAGACCAUCCUGAGCACUGAAAUUGCGUAUGAUAGCUUCUGGCAAUUCGCAUCUAAUCUUCCUAGUGGGGCGAAUCCAUAUGAUGCUUAUGCGAUCUUCUAUGGCACGCAGGAGUAUCAGGAUGUGGUGAUUGACCAUGCUAAGACUAUCAGCGCGAAGGCUGUCUGA
Messenger RNA from Fusarium graminearum PH-1, 1110 nucleotides. RefSeq lists its product as uncharacterized. The transcript has a single exon. Bases 1 to 1110 code for a protein of 369 amino acids. Gene Ontology annotation, molecular function: hydrolase activity, hydrolyzing O-glycosyl compounds. The record is from RefSeq and is a predicted model, not a curated record. Lineage: Eukaryota; Fungi; Ascomycota; Sordariomycetes; Hypocreales; Nectriaceae.